Balaenoptera ricei (Rice's whale) is the source of this 492-nucleotide messenger RNA. Its product is annotated as probable cystatin-16. Gene Ontology annotation, molecular function: cysteine-type endopeptidase inhibitor activity. The record is from RefSeq and is a predicted model, not a curated record. NCBI's taxonomy places the organism in Eukaryota, Metazoa, Chordata, Mammalia, Artiodactyla, Balaenopteridae.
AUGUUCCCAAAGGCAGCUCUGCUUCUGGGGCUCACUGUCGUGGGCAUUCACGUCCGGACCAUUCAAAAGGAAUUUGUAGACAUUAGUAAGGACCACGAUUAUUUUGCAGUGUCUGUGGAGUUCGCCGUGGCUUGGUUCAACAGUGGCCAUGAGGAGGGGCACACGUACAAGCUGCUGGAGGUCAGGCGAGCCCAGCAAAAGAACUGGACAAUGAUAAUAUAUUUAACGGACCUGGAGCUGGGCCGCACAAUUUGUAAAAAAUACGACGAAGACAUUGACAACUGCCCCUUGCAAGAAGGCCCAGAAGAGAAAAAGGUGAGCUGCACUAUCACUGUGGACUCACGGCCAUGGUUUACCCAGUUCACCCUCCUGAACAGCACCUGCCGCCAGCAGAAAUGGGGGGAGGAGUUCCCGGCUCCCACAGCAGCUCCUUUCCUCCUGAAGAAUGAGGCACCCGGCCUGGCCUUCAUGGCCGUCAACACUGAUGACUAG